This is a messenger RNA of Marmota flaviventris (yellow-bellied marmot), 570 nucleotides long. RefSeq names its product chromosome 2 C20orf141 homolog (gene C2H20orf141). The record is from RefSeq and is a predicted model, not a curated record. Lineage: Eukaryota; Metazoa; Chordata; Mammalia; Rodentia; Sciuridae.
CCUCUUCCUCUCCACUCCUCCUCCCUGCUUCCAGCACUAGCUCUUCCCAUCACCUCCAACUCCUCCAUGACCCGGCUCUGCUUACCCAGGACCAAAGCCCUUGUAGAUCUGAAUCCACUCCCUUCCAAGGGCCUAGGUGCUGGGGAGGGAUUGGGAAGUCCAGUCCAUCCAUGUGUGUCCCCCUGGCACCCUAGCCAGGCCCAGCUCCUGGACAGUGUCCUGGGGCUGGGGGCGCUAGGGCUGACAAUUCGAGCAAUCUUUUGCUCAGCUGGCCCAGCCCUGCUGCUGCUGCUGCUACUGGUCAGCUUCCUCACCUUUGACCUGCUCCACAGGCCCUCAGAUCCCACCAUACCGCAACACAGACUUCUCACAAGGGGCCAGAGUCAGGGGGCCGGUGAGGGUCCAGGACAGCAAGUGGCUCCUCUCCUCCCAACGGGGGCAAUCCCAGGACAACUCAGCCUCCAAGACUCACUACUCCUGCUGGGCCUGGGCCUGGGGCUGCUCCUGGGAGCCCGAGGCAUGCCCUUGGCCCUGCUGGGUGUGGCUUUCUGUCUCCAUCCUUGGGCUUGA